Gopherus flavomarginatus (Mexican gopher tortoise) is the source of this 3103-nucleotide messenger RNA. It is a transcript of the gene SESN3, whose product is annotated as sestrin 3. The transcript is spliced from 11 exons. The record is from RefSeq and is a predicted model, not a curated record. Lineage: Eukaryota; Metazoa; Chordata; Testudines; Testudinidae. Gene Ontology annotation, biological process: positive regulation of macroautophagy; regulation of response to reactive oxygen species; negative regulation of TORC1 signaling. Gene Ontology annotation, cellular component: nucleus. Gene Ontology annotation, molecular function: L-leucine binding; oxidoreductase activity, acting on peroxide as acceptor. Bases 167 to 1855 code for a protein of 562 amino acids.
UGUGCGCGGGGGAAGGGGCUGCCCGGGAGCGGCGUACGGGGAAGCUGCUGGAGAUGGGGGCGGCCGGAGGAGCGGGUCAGUGAGCGGAGCGCAACCAGCCCCGCCAGCUCCUCCGACCCGGGCACACCCGGCCCCAGUCCUAUGCGGAGCGGAGCGUCGGGGCAGCAUGAACCGGGGCAGCGCCGGUUCCAUCGGCAGCGCCGCCUCCGCCAGCGAGUACCGGGUCUGCAGCAACUGCCGGAAAGUGCUGAGACAGGAAAAAAGAAUCCGAGUCUCUCAACCAUUAACAAGAGGACCAAGUGCCUUUAUACCAGAGAAAGAAAUUGUCUACUUUGCUCCUAAGGUUAUGCAAGCAAGUGGUUUGAAUGAACGUACUAACCUUCUUGUGGAAGAAUACUCAACAUCUGGUCGCCUGGACAACAUCACACAGGUCAUGAGUUUACAUACUCAGUACUUGGAGUCUUUCCUCCGCAGCCAGUUCUAUAUGUUACGUAUGGAUGGACCCCUUCCUUUGCCUUAUAGGCACUACAUUGCUAUAAUGGCUGCUGCCAGACAUCAGUGUUCCUACCUAGUAAAUAUGCAUGUCGAUGAGUUUCUGAAGACUGGAGGGAUUGCAGAAUGGUUGAAUGGUUUGGAAUAUAUCCCACAAAGACUGAAAAAUUUGAAUGAAAUAAACAAACUUCUUGCACACCAACCCUGGCUGAUCACGAAAGAACAUAUUCAGAAACUUGUCAAGACUGGAGAAAAUAAUUGGUCUCUUCCUGAAUUGGUACAUGCUGUGGUCCUAUUGGCACAUUAUCAUGCCUUGGCAAGUUUUGUAUUUGGUAGUGGCAUUAAUCCAGAACGAGAUCCAGAUACCUCUAAUGGGUUCAGACUUAUAGCAGUCAACAAAUUCUGUGUCUGUGAUCUUGCCAACGACAACAUUGAAAAUGCAUCCCUCACAAGUAGCAACUUUGGGUUGACUCAAUUGACAAUGGAAGCCACCCUCCCCAGCGUACAGCAGCAGCUCAGUGAGUCAGCAUUAACCCUUCCAUUGUCUUCUAAUCAUGGAGCGGCAAACACACAAUCAGAGAGCCUUCUAUGGUUGCAAUGGAGGCCCAACAGAACAAGCCUUUUGCCAAGCGUGCAGCAAACCUGGAGGAGACAGAAGCCACACCUGAGCCCGAUUGCAGAUUCUUUGAGUGAGCUCGAGGCCUUAAUGGAAAGAAUGAAGAGGCUGCAAGAAGAAAAGGAGGAAGAGGAGGCCUCGCAGGAGGAAAUGGCAACUCGCUUUGAAAAGGAAAAGAAAGAGAGUCUUCUAGUAGUUACUGGAGCAUUUGAUGAUGAAAUGGUUUCCACGUCGGAUGUCUCCCGCUAUAUCGAAGAUCCUGGUUUUGGGUACAAAGACUUUGCCAGGCGGGGAGAAGAGCAUCUGCCAACAUUCCGAGCUCAGGACUAUACCUGGGAAAAUCAUGGCUUCUCCCUUGUGAACAGGCUUUAUUCUGAUAUUGGGCAUCUCCUGGAUGAGAAGUUUCGGAUGGUCUACAAUCUCACAUACAACACUAUGGCUACACACGAAGAUGUUGACACAACCAUGUUGAGAAGAGCUUUAUUUAACUAUGUUCACUGUAUGUUUGGAAUCAGGUAUGAUGAUUAUGAUUAUGGAGAAGUUAAUCAGUUACUUGAACGCAGCCUGAAGGUUUACAUUAAGACAGUGACCUGCUACCCAGAGAGAACUACCAAGCGCAUGUACGAUAGUUACUGGCGUCAGUUCAAGCACUCAGAGAAGGUCCACGUAAAUCUACUUUUAAUGGAAGCCCGUAUGCAAGCAGAACUUCUAUAUGCCCUUCGUGCCAUAACUCGUCACUUGACCUGAAGUAUCAAUUCGGAGGGAGCGAAGGAAGUUCAAUUGAUAUGUAAAGGCCUUUCUGAAAUAGAUACACACCAGAAGCUGUAUGUGAUGUAGCAUCAAGAUACUCAGUUCUCUAGUGUCAAAGUUUAGCCGUAUUUUUAGCGGCUGUAAUGUGCAAUGACGUGUUUUAUUUUCUUGAUGCUUAACAUUACUAAUGAUAGCAAAAAUAACACUGAGGAGCACUACUUUUUCUGGUUGGAUUUCAGGAUACUGGUCAAAAUCCUAAAACUAGUUUUGUUAUACUCAACUCUAGCGCUUUGUUCUGAAACACAGGAAAAAAGUGUUUGUCUUUUCAAGCAAUCAUUUUCCAGAUUAGUGGAAUUCAGCAAAGGUUUUUUGGAUGUUCUAAGAGAUCUUAAUACAAUGUCCUAACGCUAGUAGAGAGAAGCAUGUGAUGUAUUAAGCUGAACUGGCUACUGGAUUAUUUAUCUCCUGGAGACUACUUGUCAGGCACUGUUUUACUACAGCAAUUGAAGGUUAUGUGAAAUACAAUGCCAACAUUGUCCACGUUUUUAAUGUGAUAUUAAUCAUGAUAAAUUCUACAGCAUGCUACUUAAAUGCAAAAUUCAGUUAUUUUUUUUCCUUUCCUCUUUCCAAAAGAAGUUUCACAAUUAUCCAUUUCAGUUGUACAUAUUAUGGUUCAAUCAUGGAUAAUCUUGUUUUACUGACAGUCACUCUCAAUCUUCUUUACAGCAUACAUGCUCAUCAUAGUGUUGCUUGCAAGUUCACCUAGUUGGCGCCUGUAAAUGUAAUACAGAGAUUUACCCAAAAAAAAUUUUUUUGCACUCUCCUUUCUCCAGUGCAUUUUUUUUAAUUAAGUAAAGCAAAGGAAGGCUAUCAUACCUGUUCUUUUCCUAGUAGCUUAUAGACAUUUAUUUCCUAGAAUUUUUUCAUUCAUAGUGUCUGAACACUUUAAUAUUCAAAGCUAAAAUUGUGUUUCUAUGCAUUAAUGUGUGUGAACAAAAGAAAAGUGCAAUAUUUAAAAAGAAAGCAAGCUUUUCCCUAUUAUGUCAUUACUGAAGUGCCCUUUUUAUACAACCAUAAAGAAAUUUUAAAACAAUUUCUUUAUUGUCCAAGGCUUAGCAUUUUUGUUUUAGCUUGUAUGGCUUGAGCAAUCUGAUAUUUAAGUGCCAAAGCAGCCACAAAAUAAAAUGUACUUGGACAACUGGUAAUAUUGGGAAAGGGAAGAAGUAAGCUGCCAAAAAGUCAUAC